This is a messenger RNA of Triplophysa dalaica, 2619 nucleotides long. RefSeq names its product perilipin 6 (gene plin6). Gene Ontology annotation, cellular component: cytosol; lipid droplet. Gene Ontology annotation, biological process: lipid storage; positive regulation of triglyceride storage. The record is from RefSeq and is a predicted model, not a curated record. The transcript has 8 exons. Lineage: Eukaryota; Metazoa; Chordata; Actinopteri; Cypriniformes; Nemacheilidae. The coding region runs from base 491 to 1945 and encodes 484 amino acids.
UGCACACAAUAUAACUAGAAAUACUGAAUGAAUUAACAUUUUCAAUGGUUUCUUAAUUUUUUAAGCGGCUGUAUUAUAUGUAUAAUAUAUAUUUGGGCUCUCUGGGUUGCUAAGAGUCUAUGGUAGUGCUUUUCUGAAACUUUGAAAGGAGACAGGUCCGUGAAACAGAUAAAAAUCACAUACUGGUUAAAUGGAAUAUUUGCCAUUUCCUCUCACUAAGAUUGUCUUUGUGUGCGUUGGGAAAACCAAUAAUUUGGCAAACAACAUAGAGUGCGUGGACCGGCCGCACCCCAAAUGAGGGGCAUCACAUGCACCUACCAUGAAAUAUGACAAAAUCACCCUACAACGAAACCUUUCGGUUAAGACACUGCUGACAGAGGAGGGAGACCUCAUAGAAACACUAAGUUUACAACAUAUAGGCUAUCUAUAAAAUCUUUAUAUUUCUAUUCAUCCAAAAAGAAACAUCAUUCAUCUUAAAGAGCGAAGAAUCAUGUCUAAAAUAAAAAACAAUGAGGGAAAUGUGUUGAAGCGUGUCAUAAAACUGCCACUUGUAAGCUCAGCGUUACAGCAGGCUUCUACCAUCUACAUGGGUAUGAAGGGUCGCUAUCCUUUGCUCGGGUUUGUGGGGGGUGUAGCAGAGCUGGGUGUCCGCACUGCAUCUACAGCAGCGAUGCAACGAGCAGCGCCUUAUCUACAGAACCUCGAAUCUGAAAUUGAGGCAGUUAACAGCUUUGCACUGUUGGGUUUGGACCAACUAGAAAAGCUUUUUCCUAUCAUCCUGCAUCCCACAGAUGAGGUGGUUGCAAACCUAAAGGACGCAAUCUUCUCCAGACUGGAUGAUGCGCAGUCUCGUGUAAAUGAUGAGCUGGACAGAGUCGUGGACAGAUGGGAAAGCCUGCAGGAGCUCAGCUCGCGCCUUCUAGAGGUAGCUCAAGAAUCGGCAGCCGGGAGAGUUGUUACCGCUGCCAUGGAUGAGCUCAUCACCCAAUCAGAGGGGGCAUUGGCUUAUUAUCUGCCUCUGCCACCUACACUGCAUCAUGAGUGGGAGAAACGUGUGCAGGUGUUCGAAGAUGAGGAUGGUGAUGAGGAAGAUGAAGAGCCUCAGAUGUGGACACGGAUCCGCAGCCUGUCGUUGUGUCUGUACCUUCAGCUGCACCACAGACUCAUGAAUCUGAGAGAACGAGUGGAUAGCGUUCUGCAGAUGCUGGGGGCAGCUGCUGAAACGGUGGGUCUAACACAGUUGAUGGAGAUGGUGGCAUCUCUGCUGCAGCUGCUUCUGACGUUUUACGUAUCUCGAAUGCUUCACGCAGAAGAACAGCGCUCAUUUCUCAUGGCCCGGCUUGCCUCAGGUAUACAGGCGCUGAAGGGUCUGACACCAGUACGGCAGAUACUGGCUUUACCUUCUCAGGUCCACUCCCUCAUGGAUGACCUGCUGGAACUGGGACAGAUACUUAUACAGCUACUUAUCAACACCACCCCACUCUAUGACCUGGUGAAACAGGUGUCUGAUCUAGAUGGAACAAGUAACCCAAUUCCAGAUGACCUUCCUGAAAGUUCACCCAGCCGUACUUCUGCAAACAACCUCUUCCUCAAGGCUAUGGAUGGUCGUCCACGUCGCCGCAGAAGCCUUUAUGCGCGUUCUCGUCGUGGGUCUGCAAGCGGGCCUCCAACCAGCCCGGUUCGCUCACCCGUUCCAACGGCAGUCCCGGCUAAUGGCCGUAAGGGUAGUUUGAAUAAAGACGGCCAGUCUUCAGGUCCUGCAGAAUGUGACACACUGCUUGUGCCCACUACUGAAAUGCUUUAUCAGCGUUCCACGGCUACCGAGGUUCUGAUAGCUCCCAUCAUGCAGUUUGUAACACAGAGCCAACGUGCAUUUGAGAUUUUGAGUUCUUCCUCUUCAUCUGAGGAGCAGAUCAUACCUGUGGUGGAAACCACAGAACAUUAAGUGUUAUUUUUCUUAAAUUUAACACCUUAAUGUACCCUUGGAUAAUGAGUAUACGGAUCAAAUGUAGUCGCAGAUAAGCAGAUAGUCUGACAAACAUCUUCAAAGACUUCUAUACCCCCCUUUUUAAUAUAAGCUUGCUGUUUAGACCAAAUAAAAUAAUUUCUGUCCCAUAGCUUAACAAUAAAAAUUAUGCAUAUAUAUCUUUUAUAUACUGUGAGCAUUUUUUGUUUGUUUGUUAAUAGACUGGUGUCAAGAAAAGGAUGAAUGUUAAGACAAACAAAGAGAAAGAACGAAAGGAGACAGCUGAAAAUAAACUUUAAAUGUAAAUAAAAAUUUAAUUGGAAAAUUAAAUGAAACAUUUAAAUUGAAAACAAAUUUGAUAGCCUAUAAAAACAUUCUAUUACGGCAUGUUUUUUUAUUUUUUUUAUUAAUGAGCUGUUUUACGUAACACCAAAGUAUUUUUAUUAGCUAUUUUAGUUAUGAAAAUAAAGGUUAACAUGGCAAUUGACAGGCAUUAAAUGUCACUGAUCUAAGAUCACAGCUGUCACUGUAAUGAACACGAUGUAUAGAAAGAAAAACGCAUGUAAAAUAAUGGUGAGAAAGGAUUUCCUUAUAACUUUUGCUCUGCUGCUCUGUGUAUAGCUCAAGUGUUAUUACAUAGAUACUUUAGAUUG